AUGGCCCGUACUCAUCACAGAAUUGUGGCUCUGGAGACAUUCUUUUGCCCGCUCCCCAAGUUCGAUGCCUGCUUUCCGGCAUCGCACACUUUCGAAGUCAAGGAAUAUGCCAGGACAAAGGUUUCCGAGAUCCCAGAGCGCAUUCGUGACGCCGAUAUUCUUGUCAUGACUGUCAUCCCAAUCCGGGCAGACGUCUUGAGCGAAGCCGUAUCGCCGAAUCUGAAGAUGAUUGGUGUCGUCGCCUCGGGGACGGAUUCCGUCGACUUGGAAGCUUGCAAAAAGCGCGGUAUUCAUGUGGCCAACACUCCACAUUGCAAUGCGACCGCAGUGGCAGAACACGCCAUUGCUUCUUACUUUGCUGCCCGGCGAUCCAUCACUUUGACCCAUUCUUUGGCACGUUCAGGGGAGUGGCCAAAACGCGGCACAUUGUUAAAGACCAUGGAUGGACCAAAUGGCAAGCCGCCAAUGACAUGUGGCAGCGAAACUAUGGGCAUCAUGGGAUAUGGCGCCGUGGGAAAGAAGAUCGAGAGCGUGGCGAAAGCGUUGGGUAUGAAAGUGUUGAUAUCAGCACGAAAGGGGGCGCCUGCUGGCAAAGGCCGCACCGACUUCAACACAGUUAUCCGUGAAUCGUCGGUCAUUGUCAUGUGUCUGCCUCGCACACCAGAGACUUUGAACAUGAUUUCAGAGCCGGAGCUGGAUGCCAUGCCGAACUAUUCGGUCCUGGUCAACGUCUCUCGAGGCGGCAUGGUCGACGAGAAAGCUCUGGUAGCGGCAUUGAGGGCCAAGAAGAUUGCCGGCGCCGCUACAGAUGUCUUCCUGCAGGAACCUGCAGGUCCGGAGACCAGCCCGCUCCUUGCACUGGACACAGCUGACCUGAAUCUUGUGACCACGCCUCAUGUUGCGUGGUGCGCUGAGGAUACCACCGAUAAUUACAAUGAGAGCCUGAAGAAGAACGUUUCGAGUUGGCUAGAGGGAGCACCCACCAACAAAGUUGUCUAG
Messenger RNA from Neoarthrinium moseri, 999 nucleotides. RefSeq lists its product as uncharacterized. The coding region runs from base 1 to 999 and encodes 332 amino acids. The record is from RefSeq and is a predicted model, not a curated record. Gene Ontology annotation, molecular function: NAD binding; oxidoreductase activity, acting on the CH-OH group of donors, NAD or NADP as acceptor. Lineage: Eukaryota; Fungi; Ascomycota; Sordariomycetes; Amphisphaeriales; Apiosporaceae. The transcript has a single exon.